This is a messenger RNA of Caenorhabditis remanei, 1074 nucleotides long. RefSeq lists its product as uncharacterized. NCBI's taxonomy places the organism in Eukaryota, Metazoa, Nematoda, Chromadorea, Rhabditida, Rhabditidae. Gene Ontology annotation, biological process: reciprocal meiotic recombination; DNA strand invasion; double-strand break repair via homologous recombination. The transcript is spliced from 6 exons. Bases 1 to 1074 code for a protein of 357 amino acids. The record is from RefSeq and is a predicted model, not a curated record. Gene Ontology annotation, cellular component: condensed nuclear chromosome. Gene Ontology annotation, molecular function: ATP hydrolysis activity; ATP-dependent DNA damage sensor activity; double-stranded DNA binding.
AUGUCUGCGCAGGCUAGUCGUCAGAAGAAAACCGAUCAGGACCAACGUGCUGCCGAUCAGGCACUUCUCAAUGCGGCAAUUCAGGACAAUGAUAUGGAACAAGAUGAGAACUUCACAAUAAUCGACAAACUCGAGGCGACUGGAAUAAGUUCUGGAGAUAUUUCAAAACUGAAAGAAGCCGGCUACUACACGUACGAAUCGUUGGCCUUCACAACACGACGCGAACUACGAAAUGUGAAGGGAAUUAGCGAUCAAAAAGCCGAGAAGAUUAUGAAAGAGGCGAUGAAAUAUGUGCAGAUGGGAUUCACGACGGGAGCUGAGGUGCAUGUAAAACGUAGUCAGCUGGUACAGAUCAGAACAGGAUCGGCUGCCCUUGACAGACUUUUAGGAGGAGGAAUCGAAACUGGAAGUAUCACCGAGGUUUAUGGCGAGUACAGAACUGGAAAGACACAGCUGUGCCACAGUCUGGCGGUUUUGUGUCAAUUACCAAUUGACAUGGGAGGUGGUGAGGGAAAAUGUAUGUACAUUGACACAAAUGCGACUUUCCGACCAGAGAGAAUCAUCGCUAUCGCUCAAAGAUACAACAUGGAUAGUGCUCAUGUUUUGGAGAAUAUCGCUGUCGCUCGUGCCUACAAUUCUGAACAUUUGAUGGCUUUAAUCAUCCGAGCGGGAGCAAUGAUGUCUGAAAGUCGUUACGCAGUUGUUAUUGUAGAUUGUGCAACUGCACAUUUCCGUAAUGAGUACACCGGAAGAGGUGAUCUCGCUGAACGUCAAAUGAAACUUUCUGCUUUUCUUAAAUGUCUUGCAAAGUUGGCUGAUGAGUACGGUGUCGCCGUCAUCAUCACAAAUCAAGUCGUUGCUCAAGUCGAUGGUGGUGCUUCAAUGUUUCAAGCGGAUGCAAAGAAACCGAUUGGAGGACACAUCAUCGCCCACAUGUCUACGACCAGAUUGUAUCUUCGAAAGGGAAAAGGAGAGAAUCGCGUGGCAAAAAUGGUGCAAUCGCCAAAUCUUCCAGAAGCUGAAGCGACUUACUCGAUCACUAAUCAUGGAAUUGAGGACGCUCGCGAGGACUAG